Camelina sativa (false flax) is the source of this 449-nucleotide messenger RNA. Its product is annotated as protein RALF-like 25. The record is from RefSeq and is a predicted model, not a curated record. NCBI's taxonomy places the organism in Eukaryota, Viridiplantae, Streptophyta, Magnoliopsida, Brassicales, Brassicaceae.
CAACGAGAGGAAAAAGAAAAGAACAACAAAUAAUGAAGACAUAUAUGAUAAUCUUGUUGGUGAUUUUUAGCAUCUUGAUUGCAGGAGGAGUUGAGGCUAACGAACCGAAGAAGAAAUAUCUGAAUCUCAACCGAUGUUCACGUCCUAAUCCUCCCCCAGGAUGUCAUCAACAGCCACAUAAACCCCGUACCCCGGUUCACGAAUAUACUCGUGGCUGCACCAAAAUCAACCGAUGCCGCCGACAUGGUCCGUAAUGGCUGUCCUAAGCAUGAGAUCUAAUAAUGAUAUAUUUUAUGUAACAUAUGGCACCACAUAAGUCAUAUUAUUUAUGGUGUUAUGUAUUUCAAAACAUGUCACAUGAUUGAUAUUCAGUAUUGGCGGUGAUAUGCUAACGGGGUUUUAAUUUGAACUUAAUAAAUUCAUGUGUCAUAGUAACGAAAAUCCAUAUG